AUGGAUCACUUUUGCCGUACCCCACCAAGCCACGUCGUCGGAACCUCGAUACUUCUACGACUACUCCUACUCCUGGCGGCGUCGUUGUUCGCCACCUGCUCCUCCGCUACCGAAACCGUGACGGAAACCUCGCAGGCAACGACUGUCGAGGACGGGACGACGGGAAUCCCCAAGCUCUCCACCAAUGAUGCUACGACGAAAAAAGCCAAGAAUCCGUUCACCAAUCGUACUUGGAUCGUAACGGCGACGGCUCCCGUUCCGUCUCGACCCGUCAAUCCGUUUGCCGCGGAUACGACGACCGAAGCUCCGUUGUCUCACUGGACGUGCUUUCGGACGGCGUCGUCACCACGCCAGCCUGUCACCGCCGCCGACAAGCUUGCCUGCUGUCAACAAAUCUACCGAGUUAUGCAGAAAGAACCAACCUUGUGUUGGAACGGUAAGAAGGGGUGUAACAGCAAAGACCACCGGAGUGCCUUUUUUCCAGUCUGCCAAGAACUCAUUGCGGUGGUACCGAAUCUUUCCCCCCACACACCCGUAUCUUAUCGUCCACACUUUCAACCACAAUUCACCUUUGUCUGGACGCGCUUUGUAUCGCCGCCACCGAAAUCCUGGCGACAAUGUAUGAGUUUCUCCAAUACCAAUACGACGUCUACGCAAUGGUUCUACACCGUCACGUCUCCAUACGAACUUGCCAUGGAUCCGUACCGGCUCUUCAACAUUGUGGAACCGACCAGAGGAAUACCGUCAAAAGGCAGUAACAACAAACGUGAAGUAGAGGUGGAUGGACAUUUUACGGCAACUUUAAUGACCGAGAUCGCUCCUUCUCCCAACGACGAUCGCGAAAAUGUAGAGCGAAUUCUAUACCACCAAAUUCUUCCCAAUAUAACCAAGCGUAAUGCAAAUGCCGGUCACAAUAAUCAGUCUUUCCAGAGCUUUUCGCUAUUUCUGCAGAUCUUCUACACCCUUCCUCAAGGUAUUCGGAUACCCGCUCAGGAGCAACUGAGAUGUCGCACAACUUGCGGAGAUUCCUGUACACUCGCUUGGUCCGAGUCAGCCCCAACGAUUGUUAAAAGCAACAAAAAUCAACCCCAAGAGUGUCGUUCAUUGGACUUGGUCUUUGCGAUCGAUGACGUCGCUCCACAUGACUGCAAAGUGGCCUGGAAAAUUCCCAUCAUGUUGGACUUGGACGUGGUGGACGAGGAAGCCGCCUGGGUCCCGGCACCCGUACUUGUCGCGGGCCAGGCGCAAGCUCUCACUACCAAUGAGGAGACAAUGCCUAUAGAGCCAAUACAACUGUGGAAGAGUAGUGCAACCGCAGCUACGGGUUCAUCGUAUCACAAUCCUUUGCCGCUGGAUUUAGAUCGGGUUCGAGACGAACUGGAACCUUGGAUGGAAGAACUAUAA
Phaeodactylum tricornutum CCAP 1055/1 is the source of this 1404-nucleotide messenger RNA. RefSeq lists its product with no specific name. The transcript has a single exon. Lineage: Eukaryota; Bacillariophyta; Bacillariophyceae; Surirellales; Neidiaceae. The record is from RefSeq and is a predicted model, not a curated record. The coding region runs from base 1 to 1404 and encodes 467 amino acids.